Molecule: messenger RNA, 7174 nt
Organism: Apodemus sylvaticus (European woodmouse)
Lineage: Eukaryota; Metazoa; Chordata; Mammalia; Rodentia; Muridae
Gene: Grk1
Product: G protein-coupled receptor kinase 1
Exons: 7
Coding region: 151-1845 (564 amino acids)
Biological process (GO): signal transduction; protein phosphorylation; visual perception
Cellular component (GO): cytoplasm
Molecular function (GO): ATP binding; rhodopsin kinase activity
Source: RefSeq, a predicted model, not a curated record
CCACGGCCGCAUGCCUCCCUUGUCCUACAAGGGCAGGGACAGGCCAUAGGCCAAGGGCACAGGGUCAAGCCUGCUUGGACUGCUGGAGCCUUGAGCGUGGCUUUAGCUUAUGGGUCUUAACACUUGAAGUGGGCACAGGGCAUCAGCAGGAUGGAUUUCGGGUCCUUGGAGACCGUGGUGGCCAACUCUGCCUUCAUUGCUGCCCGAGGCAGCUUUGACGGAAGCAGCACACCAUCUUCCCGGGACAAGAAGUAUCUGGCCAAGCUCCGCUUGCCCCCACUGUCCAAGUGCGAGGGUCUCCGUGACAACCUCAGCCUGGAGUUUGAGAACCUGUGCUCAGAGCAGCCCAUUGGCAAGAGGCUCUUCCAACAGUUCCUAAAGACAGACGAAAGGCAUGCUCCAGCUCUGGAGCUCUGGAAGGACAUUGAGGACUACGACACUGCCGACGACGACCUGCGGCCACAGAAGGCGCAGGCCAUCCUGGCUGAGUACCUGGACCCACAGGGCACACUCUUCUGCAACUUUCUGGACCAGGGCAUGGUGGCAAAAGUGAAGGAAGGGCCAACCGGGAGCCAGGAUGGCCUCUUCCAGCCUCUGCUCCAGGCCACAAUGGAGCACUUGAGCCAGGCGCCCUUCCAGGAGUACCUGGAAAGCCUGUAUUUCCUGCGGUUUCUUCAGUGGAAGUGGUUGGAAGCCCAGCCCAUAGGUGAAGACUGGUUCUUGGACUUCAGGGUCCUGGGGAAGGGGGGCUUCGGGGAAGUGUCUGCCUGUCAAAUGAAGGCUACAGGCAAGAUGUAUGCUUGCAAGAAACUCAACAAGAAACGGCUGAAGAAGAGGAAGGGGUACCAGGGCGCCAUGGUUGAGAAGAGGAUUCUGGCCAAGGUGCACAGCAGGUUCAUUGUGUCUCUGGCCUAUGCAUUCGAGACCAAGACGGACCUCUGUCUGGUGAUGACCAUCAUGAAUGGAGGUGACGUAAGGUACCACAUCUACAAUGUGGAUGAGGAGAACCCUGGCUUCCCGGAGCCACGGGCCAUCUACUACACAGCACAGAUCAUCAGUGGCCUGGAGCACCUGCAUCAGAGACGCAUUGUCUACCGUGACCUCAAGCCGGAGAACGUACUGCUGGACAAUGACGGCAAUAUCCGAAUUUCUGACCUCGGACUGGCGGUGGAGCUGAAGGAAGGGCAGGAUAAGACCAAGGGCUACGCAGGGACUCCAGGUUUCAUGGCCCCUGAGCUCCUGCGCGGUGAAGAGUACGACUUCUCUGUGGAUUACUUUGCCCUGGGGGUCACAUUGUACGAGAUGAUCGCAGCCAGAGGCCCCUUCCGAGCCCGAGGAGAGAAGGUGGAGAACAAGGAACUUAAGCAGCGCAUCAUCUCAGAGCCUGUGAAGUACCCAGACAAGUUCAGCCAGGCCAGCAAGGACUUCUGUGAGCAGCUGCUGGAGAAGGACCCAGAGAAGCGCCUGGGCUUCCGGGAUGGGACCUGUGAUGCGCUGCGGGCAAACAUCCUCUUCAAAGAUAUCAGCUGGAGGCAGCUCGAAGCUGGGAUGCUCAUCCCUCCGUUCAUCCCAGACUCUAGGACUGUCUACGCCAAGAACAUUCAGGACGUGGGUGCCUUUUCCACAGUCAAGGGUGUGGUUUUUGACAAAGCGGACACAGAGUUCUUCCAAGAAUUCGCCUCUGGCAACUGCUCCAUCCCCUGGCAGGAGGAGAUGAUUGAGACCGGGAUCUUUGGGGAUCUAAACGUGUGGCGCGCGGACGGCCAGAUGCCGGAUGACAUGAAGGGAAUCACUGUGGAGGAGGCAGCCCCGACAGCCAAGUCAGGAAUGUGUCUCAUCUCCUAGCCAAGUGUUGGAGCAAAGCAUGGAGCUGGUUGUGUAAAGAGAGGAAAGUGUACAGAGCUCAGGGGAAGAGAGUGACCCCGGUGUCAGCCUGUGCCCGCUCCACCUAGGUCACCAUGCAACUGUGUCUCCAUGUGGAGCAACGAGACUUUCAGUCUAGACCCUACAGACGCGACAGUCUAUUUCUUUUGUUCUAUUUCAUUUAAAAGAGACGAAAAUGGCCACAGAUUGAAUAAUGAGGUGUAAAUGCUCAAAGAACCUCUGUGUAUAGAUGUGUGGCCAGGCCAGGAGCUUGACAACCAGAGGCUCACAAUCAACAUGGGUUUUCUGGUACUUGGAAUUAAUAUUUCAGUGCAGACCUGUUUGCUCCUGGUCAACUCAAGGUUGCAGGCACUUGUGUACCCCAAAGGGGGCUGUACUUAGGGUAACCACACAACCCCUCCUUGCCUGGUUCCUGCCUCCUAAGCUGCCUUUACUGGUCACCGCCUGCUCUCUCGGACCCUAACUUGGGGAUAUGAGUCUUUAGGGAGUAGAAAGAAUGGACGGGCCCGGUGUUAGCUGAGAGACACUGCUUCCUCUCAAGAAGCAGAGACAGCUACCUCUGGCAGCUACGGUCUCUGUCAUCAGUCGACACUACGUGUGGUGUAUAUCCAAAUUGUCACAGUCACAUCACAUGUGGUGGGGGCCCAAGUCCUUACACGCUAAUGCCAUGUGUGAUGGAUGCCUGAGAAAGUCAUGCCAUGUGUGGUUGUUGCCCGAGCCCUUACACAGCCAUGGCACCUCAGGGUGUCUGUGUUCUCAGGCCACCUUUGUGCCCCCAGCCUCCCCCCUUUUUAGGAGGGAAGGUGACCUACAUAUACCCAAAUUUUUGAAAGAUUGCUGGAUGAAGCCAACACUGGAACACAGCACUGGACCAGUAUCCCCAGACUGUACGGGAUACAAGUGUCUAGAAUAUAUUGUCAAUAAACCCCAGGCCGGCUGUGUUGUGGAAGGUUCUAGAUGUUGCUAUAGAGAUGCCUUGCACUUGUGGAUAUCCUGGGGACUAAUGCUGGACGCUAAAGAAGUCCACACCAGAUUCCCGCUCUUCCCAGAGAAUCAGACACUGCAAUUUGGGGUGCUCUGGAAGGGCCUAGGGGAGGUGACCAUACCUCCUGGAUCGUGGUCUGGGAUCUUUGGGUCCCAGUAGUCCUGUGGCUGAUUAGUGCUGAGUGCUGUCGAUAAGACAAAUCAUUCAUCAUCCAUCUCUCCUUCACUCCGUCCUCUAGUUCAGGGCAUCACACAUGUAUCAAAUACUCGGACGUAUAUUUCAUUUCACUGUGUUCUGGAGCACAUUUUAAUGUGCUCUGGGUUGAAGACCCUGGCAGAUUGUCGGUCUCAUCCUGGGAGUCACUGGGGUCGGGGAGUGUGAAAAGGUCAGUCUCAGCAGCUGAGCCGGUUUCAGGGAGGCCUGGUCCUUGUUAUACACUAGUCCCUGUUUGGCUGGCCUAGAACUCCUGGAGUUGAUGGUGGAGCCUGUGUGGCUACAUAGGCUGGGAGUCAGGUCCCCCCACCCUGCACUGUAGCUAAAAGAGCAAGACAGUCCAGUUUAAAUGUCAGACAAGUAGUGAAUGCUUUGCCAGUGUAAUGACUCAGCAGUAUUUGGGGCAGGCUUACACUGAAACUGUUCAUUGUUUGUUGGAAAUUCAGAUUUCACCCGAUGAUCUAUAGGUCUUCUUAAAAUCUAAAUCUAGCCGGCCUACUGCAGACUCACCAACAGGCAGGGAUGAAACUGUCAGGAGCAAUGCUACUUUGCUUCAGGGUCAGGAGAGUUCUUUUCUCACUCUGGCCCACUCAGGAACAUAAGCUCAAGUGUAACUCAGAGACUCACCCUGAGACCUCCAGCUGCCCUGUGCAGCCGUACGUGCAGGACACUGCAGGCUUCAUCAGACGUGAUGCCGAGUGGAGCAGGGUGAGGUGCUUGCUCUGUGUUGUUGUGUCAGUCAACUCUGUGUCCUAGCACUUCCUUGGAUUGUUUUCGAGACUUCGCUGUACGUGUUCUCUCAGGGACAGUAACCCUUCGGCCUGAAGAGAUGUCCCCAUCCCCACUGUCCUUCCUCACAUGUAGAACUUAUAGACUCCCAGGUCCAAGAGCUCAAGUCUUGCCUGGACCCUGACCCCAUGGAGCUUCAACAUACCUGCUUUGAUUCAACGGCCACAUUGGUUCUAAUCUCCCAGGAAGACAGAGCAGAGGACCAUCGCCAGUCAUAGGACGUCAUGGAUGCUGCUGUACAGGUCUGUGCUAGGCCUUCUGCACGAAAGGACCUCCUGAACAUGAGACGCCAUCCCUAGGACGGGAAGGCAACUUGGGAGCCCUGUGAGAUGUAGGUUGUCUUGUACCCUGGUCACCGGUGAGCUGUAAAUGGCUUCACUUACGAUCAGAGAUAUAUAACUGAGGUAAGCUUCAAUUCUAAUGACUCUAAUAAUCCUUCGUCCUCAGGAGGGACCUGCCAGAGGAGGCACCUCAGACUAGACAGAAGUGACUCUGGGAGUUGAAGAUUAUCUAAUGAAAGGCUAGAACAUGCUAUGGGCAGUUGGGCGUGUCAGCUUCUGUGGUAUAUUGGUCAAACUGGAUUUGGACUUUAUUCCUAUAAUCAAGGGUGAUGAAAUUCUUCAGCACACCCUGAAGCUCUUCCAAAUUCCAAAACCAUAUCACAAAUGGUCUGGGAGACUAAGUCCCUGGCUAUGGUUUGAGGAAGGUUUAGUGCAGGCCCCAACGUCUGUGUUUUGGAAGUUGUACCUCCAGUGAGGUAGUGUGGGGUAGUAGUGGGACCUUUAAGAGGCAGAGCCUAGGAGAAGAGCCUUGGUCUCGGGGAAGUGCUUCAGAAAGGCUUACCUAUUUCUGUGGGGUUGUGUCUGGUCUGAAAGAGAGUAGGUUUCUCUACAGGCCUGAGUCUGACCUCCGAGCCCUUUGCCUCCCUGUCUGUCCACCUUCUCUUACACAGCGGUGUGAGCUCUCGGCUGAGUCUGUGAUGCUGAGGCCUAGAGGCAAACAAAUGGGCCUACUUAUCUUGGCUACCCAGCCUCCAAACUGUGGGGUCAAUAAACCUCCUCACAGAUUACCCUGCUGUGCUAUUUUGUUUUAGUAAUGGAAAGUGACUGUCAACUUUAGAAUUUUAAAUCAGUUCAAAGUAGACUUCUGUUUCCAGACAAGAUGGUGUGUGCAUGUAUUGUGGUGGUUGAAUAGGAAUGGCCCCCAUAGGCUCAUAUAUUUGAAUGGUCAUUAGGGAGGGGAGUUUCUUGAUGAGGAUUAGGAGGUGUGGUCCUAUUAGAGGAGGUGUGGCCUUUAGAGGAGGUGUGGCCUUGUUGGAGGAAGUGUAUCAUUGGGCAUGGUUUUUGGGGUUUCAAAUACUCAAGAUAGGCCCAAAGGCGCGCUCUCUUUCUCUCUCUCUCUCUCUCUCUCUCUCUCUCUCUCUCUCUCUCUCUCUCUCUCUCUCUCUCUCUCUCUCCUGCCCGUGGAUCCAGAUGUAGGACUCUGAACUGUUUCUCCAGAUCCACGCCUGCCGGCAUGCUGUCAUGUUUCCUGCCAUGAUGGUAGCGGACUAGACCUCCGUAACUACAAGCAAGCUCCAAGAAAAUGUCUUCUUUGAUAAGAGUUGUCAUGGUCUUGGUGGCUCCUCACAGCAGUGGAACACUCACUAAGACAGAAAGAAGUUGGUGCCAGGGAGCAGGGUAUUGCUGUGAUAGACCUCACCUUGCUGCUUGUUGGCAGAAUGUGAAGUUUGGAUUAGAAAAGCAGUUGAACGCUUUUGGGGUUUAAUGGGCCAUACUCACAGAAACAUGGAAGACAGUGGUGCUGAGGGCAAUGUAGAUUCUGAUUUUCAGGUUAAGAGCUUUCAGAGGAGAAGAAUAUCCGUAAGUGGCCUAGAGACUGCUCUAGUGAUGUUUUGGCAAAGAACGUGGCUGCUUUUUGCCCUUGUCUGAAAAGUCUGCCUGAGGCUAAAUAUAAGACUUUUGGAUUAAUGGUGUUGGCACAGGAGAUUUUAAAACAGCCUAGUAUUGACUGUGUUGCCAGUCAGUCUUAUGCAGAUCUUUAAUGAAGAGGAGCAAGGUAAGCAAGGAAAAAUUAAAAAUGUACAGUUGGAGGAGAAAAGGGGGCACUAGAAAGUAUAAUGGAAUUAUAUGGAAUAAAGGGAGGGGUGACCUCAGGGCAAGAUCCCACCCAGCUCGGCUUCCAACUUGUAAAAAGAAAUUAAAGAAAAUUUUAGGUAGCGGAAGGAAAUGGUUAACAACAGAGAGCUGGUGCAGAUGUAAGUGAACGAGGGGCCAUGUUCCAGCCCCAGCAAGCAGCAUGACUUGGCGGCUUCGGCCACAUGGUUUGGGUUUAGAUUCAAGGAUACAAGAAAGCAAUUAUGAAUCCUUCCCCAGGAUUAAGGAAAGCUGCAGAGGCCAGGCAUGUGCCAAGGGUGUGUCUGAAUGGAGACCCAGAGAGGCCACUGCUUGAGGCCAUGAAGGUGAAGCCUGGAUUGCCUUGGAGACCCCAAGAGCUUGGGGACGCCAAAGCCAUGGGACACCUGCAGAGGAAAGCUGCGAACAGGGCAUGGAACCAGCCCAAGAGAGAGAAGUGUGUGCCGUCAACAAAGAUGAAAGGAGUUGGAGGUCCGAAGAGCCUUUUGACAUCAGCCAUGGAGAUGCAGAGUUUGGAGUUUGUCCAGCUGUCUUUCUGUCUUGCUUUGGUCCAGUAUUUCCACACCGUAUGCCCUUUCCUCCCUUUUGCAAUGGUCAUGUAUAUUUUGUGCCAUUGUAUGUUGCAAGUAUGUGAUCUGCUCUUUGAGCUUGAUUUUUACAGGAGAUUACCGUGAAGGGAUUGCCAUGAGUCUCAGAAGAUACUUUGAACUUUGGACUUUUAAACAGUGUUGAAACUGUGGUAGACGGACAGUAGGGACUUUGGAAGUUGGACCGACUAAAUGCAUUUUUGCACUAUAUCUACAGACCUGUGGGGGUCAGGGAGUGGAAUGCGGCUGUUUGAACAGGAAGACCCUCAUAGGCGCAAAUAUUUGAAUGUUUGGUUAUUAGGGAGUAGCUACUUGAGAGAGAUUAGGAGGUAUGGCCUCGUUGGAGUGGGUGUGGCCUUGUUGGAGUGGGUGUGGCCUUGUUGGAGGAAGUGUGUCACUGGGGGUGGGCUUUGGGGGUUUCAAAUGCUCAAGCCAGUGUCUCUCUCUUCCUGCUGCCCGUGUAUCUGAAUGUAGAACUCUGAGCUACCUCUCCAGCACCAUGUCUACCUGCAUGCCGCCAUGCUUCCUGCCAUGACGAUAGUGGACUAAACUCUCAACUGUAAGCCAGCCCCAAUUAAAUG